This is a messenger RNA of Heterostelium album PN500, 201 nucleotides long. RefSeq lists its product as uncharacterized. Lineage: Eukaryota; Evosea; Eumycetozoa; Acytosteliales; Acytosteliaceae. The record is from RefSeq and is a predicted model, not a curated record. The transcript is spliced from 2 exons. The coding region runs from base 1 to 201 and encodes 66 amino acids.
AUGGCUCUCAGUGGUAGCGGUAAAGCUAUUACACAUCACUAUAGAACCAGUGAUGGUGGAGAAGUUCAUGAAACCAAAACAACAACUACUUCAACCACUACAACUAAAUCUGGUAUUCGAACAGUUGGAAGUAAGAUUACUAAAAAACAAAGUUCGGCAAGAAUAACAAAUGUUAGUAGUGGUGGUAGGGUAAUCUUUUAA